This is a messenger RNA of Coccinella septempunctata (seven-spotted ladybird), 3061 nucleotides long. RefSeq lists its product as uncharacterized. The transcript has a single exon. The record is from RefSeq and is a predicted model, not a curated record. Bases 449 to 1705 code for a protein of 418 amino acids. Lineage: Eukaryota; Metazoa; Arthropoda; Insecta; Coleoptera; Coccinellidae.
AAAACCAACGAAAACCAUCAAACUGAAAUCGUGCGGACGCAUUGACUUGCAAAUUACGGACGAUUUGUCGAAAAUAUGAAUAUUUAAUCGAACCGCGACAAUCUGACAUCCACGCGGGCAAACUCGUUUCAAACGGAUGUCGGGGCCUCUCCUGCGUAAGGAACAAACUGCGACGUACGCUCGAGUCGCCUAGAGAAAGCUGCCAGUUGUUUUCACGUGGUGGAGGUGAGCAGAGUGGAGGUUUUUCUGUCGUUGAUAGCUUCGUUAAAUAUAUUCCAAGCCCCCUUUGAUGGUGAACGUGAGAAUAGAGUUUAGUCAGUGGGAGUGGGGAAUUCUCUGAAUUGUGACGAGAAUGUUGCUACAUAGAUGAAGCGCAGUGUGUUAUCCAGUUCGUUUUAAAUGUUUAUGUAAGUUAUUUUGGCGAAAAGUGUACGACGAUUGUGGAAAAAUGGCCCACGGAUUGAGCUCCGUGUUGAAACGCAGCCCCGCAGCUAUUACGUGCAAGUCAGAGGGCAAAAGUGGAGCAGGUUCUCGUAGGAUAUUCGCCCCACAUUUCAAGUUGCAAGUGUUGGAUUCGUAUAGGAACGACGCUGAUUGCAAGGGGAACCAACGUGCCACCGCUAGAAAAUACGGGAUACACAGGAGACAGAUACAAAAGUGGCUACAGGCCGAGAAUAAUCUCAGGAACAGUGUGUGCAAAGCCAAAAGUGAGUGUACGAAUCCAGUGGACAGUUGUAAUAAUAAUAAUAAUAAUCACGAAGUGAAAAGAUACGGGAUCGAGAUGGCCUUGAGGCUCGGUAGACUGCAGGACGCCUCGAAGUCCCAGCUCGGAGAUGGCGUCAAGCUUAUUCCGGCGCCAAGUCAACUCGAGGUCAAAGCGGCUUCCGCCGCUGCCCCGGCCCCCCUCGAUUUCACAACGCAUUCUCGCUCCUCUAGCAGUGCCAGCCCGAUUGUCGCCACCGAUCCCCCCCCGUACCCCGACUCGCCCAUAGACUUGUCGUUCAAGAAGAUCGCCUCGGGCCUGCCAAGCCCUGGUGCACCUGUGCCUUACCCCCCUUCACCGAUCGCGACGCCAAUGAGUCUCGGCGUUCAAUCUCACCCAGAUGUAUGGGAUCUGUCCAAGAAACGUAAGCUUGACGUUACUUGCCUGUCGCCCGCUGAAUCACCUAAGCCCGUCAAACUGUUCAAACCUUAUCUAGACGAUUUCAACAAAGACAGUUCGUCUUCCUCAUCUUCCACCUCUAGCUGCGAGGAAUGUCCGCCGCCUUGCUUUUCUCAGCCGAUCACACCACCGACAUUUCCCUCUGAUUAUUACUUCUACAACCACAACAACAACGUCUGCGAUAUCAAAGCUGAAUGUACCUAUACCAUACACGAAUUACAACCUAAAUCUUCCCUUACUUGCUGCUAUCCAUACCCUUCAACUUACCCCGUACGAGAAUAUGAACAACCCUAUUAUUGCCAAAGUUACGACGAUAGUUACACUCCGUGCUUGGCUCCAUUGAAACAGCGACAAAGCUACAGCCUGGACUUCAAACUAAGUGCAAUAGAUUGCUAUUACGAAGAUUCAACUUGCAAAGGGAACCAGAGAGCAGUCGCUAACAAGUACAACAUCCACAGGAGACAAGUACAGAAAUGGUUGAAGCAAGAAGAGGAAUUACGGCAAAGAAAUCAGAUCAUCAAACACACCCAACUUGUGAGGUGAGAACCAAGUUUCUAGGUUUAGUCUUUAAAGCCACAGAGUCUAAAACUUCUAUAUAAAAAUAUAUAUAUUGUAUAUUGAUUGAUCCCAGUGGAAAAUACAUAUAUCUAGUUUGUAUAUUCUUUAUCUAUAAAAAAUAAGAUUUAUCUAUUUAACAUGUUUCUGUGACAUGAGCAAUAAGAAAGAAACGUAUCACAUAUCCAUUGAAGCCUUUAUUGUGUAGAUGCCUUAUUUGUAUGUAAAUAUUGUAUUUCCCUGAACAUGGGUGCUAUGUAUAGGUUUCAAAAAGACUUUAUAAUACCUUUAUCUUACCGUGUGCCUUCUAGGAUAUAAGGAAACAGUGCCAAAUGAAAUGGAUCUAUAAAUAGGUCUGAUUUAAUAAGCCAUUACUUAUCAAUAAAUCAAAGACGAGGUCAAUAUUCACUGAACUCGUUUCUAUGAACCCACGAUAUUCAUCUGUGACAUUUCGAAUUAUAUUACGUCAAAUGUUAACUACUCUUUAAUUAAUUAAAUUUACACAGAAUUUUUCAUUAAGUAUGGUGCAUUAUAAAUAUAUUGGGUGAAAUUCAUAGAAAAGAGAAUUUAGGUGUUAGAUGGAAGUUUCACAUAUUAUUCAAAGCUAGUUGUAUUUUUGAGAAUUAUUUUUUUUUGCUGGCAGCUUUUCAGAGAUUCUUUUAAGUUCAUUGUUCACAUUCACAAUCAGUAUUAGAUAAAGAUAUUAAUAUCAUACCUAUUUGUUGAAUAUUGACGUUCAAACGAGGCCAUUAAUGAAUUUAAUUAUGUAUUUAACGUAGUUUGAUAAGAUUUAUAGUUCUGAAUCAGUUAAACUAGUCUUCCAUAACUACAUGUUAUAGACUGUAGACAGUUAUUUGCUGUAAUAAUAUUAAAACAGUAAUUUACUCGUAAUGAUGCAAUACGCCUAUAAACAUCAUUGUUCAAUUAAUGUAUAAAUGACUUUAUUAAGAUUUCUAACUUUUAAAAACUACCCUAUGUGAUAUUUUUGAAUUCCAACAUGGAAUGUUCAUUGUACAAAUUUCCAUAUUUUUGAAUUGAAAUUUUGCUUCAAACUAAAGUAUGCACUUUAUUAGUAACUUAACCAAGCUCAAAAUUUUUGCUCAAAAAUGGCCUCGUGCUGAAAUAACCAUAUCGGACCGAUUUGUUAAUUUGUAUGUUGAAAGGUCUGUUCUGUACAUUCGAGAAAUUAUCAAUAUUUUGUAUGAAAUGUGUAUAUAUUCAGAGGAAGAAUGUUUUAUUUGAGAGAUUUAAGGAUUUUUCGAUUUGUAAUACCAUUAUUGUUGGAGGUAUCGUGAGUUGAAAGGUCUGCAGAGUAUAAAUUAUAUUAAUAAAUUUUUUACAUUA